Molecule: messenger RNA, 1170 nt
Organism: Vitis vinifera (wine grape)
Lineage: Eukaryota; Viridiplantae; Streptophyta; Magnoliopsida; Vitales; Vitaceae
Exons: 5
Coding region: 1-1170 (389 amino acids)
Molecular function (GO): nucleic acid binding
Source: RefSeq, a predicted model, not a curated record
AUGAAAAAGUUGUACAUUGUCGUACGUGAAACCGGAGCUCUCUCUCCUCUCUAUAAACCUUCUCAGCCCUCCAUUUCAUUCUCUCAACAUAUGCUUCUCCUUCUCCUUCCUCAGUCCGGGAGGUUCCAGCAGCUCUGCAAAUCUUCCAUGGCAGCUGAGAAGACUUUGAACCCCCAAGCACCCGAAUUCAUCCCCACCUCUCUCUUCUCUAGCCACUAUUCGCCUUCAAAUUUACUUCUCUUCUAUCACAAUAGCUUCUCAACCCCAUUUUUUACACCUCUCUACUCUACCUCCUACUUACCUUACCCAUCUCUGUUCAUCUCACCACAGCGUGUUUUCUCGCCGGUUCCACUCCAGUUGCCGCCGCCUGUGGAGUUGUCGGUGGUGGAGGCUUCGUCUGAGGAUGAUACCCAGGUGGAGAAGCAAGCUGUGAUGGAGAAGAAGGUAGUUGUUGAGAAGUUUAGUCCGAGAAUAGUGGGUAAAGGUGUUAGGAAUCGGUGGGUUUUGAGGAAAGGUGGCGGUGGGCAAGGGUUUCGAGGGCAUGAAAACCAGAACAAGCAGGCUUGGAGGGUCAGGGUUGGUGAUGGUGAUCAGAAUCAGUAUUGUGGGAAGGUGGAGUUGAAGCCUAUUACACGCAAAAAAAACCCUAAGGAUGUGCUGCCUAUUCAACCCGGUAGCAACGACACCACCGUUAUGAUCAGAAACGUACCAAAUAAAUACACUCGUGAAAUGUUACUGCAAUUCCUUGAUGAGCACUGCAUGAAAGAGAAUCAGAAACUAGGGUUGGAGAAUUCUGAAGAAGCCGAUCAGGAAGAGCGGAUUGUCUCAGCCUUCGACUUUCUGUAUUUGCCUAUAGAUUUCGAUACUGGGAUGAACAAGAGCUAUGCGUUUGUGAACUUCACACACCCAAAAGCAGUGUGGAGAUUUCACUUUGCUUCUCACAAUCAGAAAUGGGAACUUUUCCACUCUAAGAAGAUACGUGAAAUAGUCUGCGCAAAGAUCCAGGGGAAGGAGGCGCUGGUGAAGCACUUCGAGAAGAUGAGCUUUGCGUGUGAAUGGGAUGAGUUCCUGCCCUUGUGCUUCAGCCCAGCUCGGGAUGGCUCCAGGGAGUUGGUGAAGCAAAGCACCUUAGCGAGAUCAGGGUAUAAGCUGUUGAAGGGUGAGUGUUAA